AUGUUGGAUUGGCAUUCAGUCCUUUCUCAAUUCCAAGUUGCGGAUGAUGAUAAUCGAGAUGAGCCAAACCGGAAUGACAUGGUUGAUUUGCAUUCAGUUCUAUCUCAACUCCAAGGCUUGUUACUCAACUCCAAGACUCAGCUGACCUUUGCGGUGUCAUUUGCCAACCUCAGCCUCCUCCACAAACCUUUGGAGGAGCAAAAAGAGAAGGCAUUGAAGGGGUUGAGGAAGAGGAUGAAAAUCGCUAGGGCUUUGUUGUGGAUCGCUACCGUCGUCUUCUUCAUCGCUUUCGUGCUUGGUUUCUGGAUCGUCUACCCCGAUGAAAACCCGGUUGAUCCCGUAAUGCUUAGAGCCAAUAUCUGGCCUAGGUGGUUUACCCUAGGUUUAGCUGUCGUUAAAGUGGCUCCAACUAUGGCCAUUGUUUACAACCGCCGUGUCGAGGCCUACCUUUUUCUUUAG
Molecule: messenger RNA, 459 nt
Organism: Arabis nemorensis
Lineage: Eukaryota; Viridiplantae; Streptophyta; Magnoliopsida; Brassicales; Brassicaceae
Source: the annotation of a GenBank genome assembly